Messenger RNA from Camponotus floridanus (Florida carpenter ant), 2341 nucleotides. RefSeq names its product E3 ubiquitin-protein ligase TRIM23. The coding region runs from base 396 to 2036 and encodes 546 amino acids. Lineage: Eukaryota; Metazoa; Arthropoda; Insecta; Hymenoptera; Formicidae. Gene Ontology annotation, biological process: vesicle-mediated transport; intracellular protein transport. The transcript is spliced from 6 exons. Gene Ontology annotation, cellular component: plasma membrane; cytoplasm; lysosomal membrane. Gene Ontology annotation, molecular function: GTPase activity; zinc ion binding; GTP binding. The record is from RefSeq and is a predicted model, not a curated record.
AUAUCUCUUUUUCGCCUGCGACUGAACCAGAUCGAUAAAGGUAGAUAGAAAAGAAGAAUUGCCAGAAUUUGAAGAUGAGAUAACCAAUUAAGAAUGAAAACAAAAUGCAUUAAAAUUGAUGAUAUAUUCGCAAAAGUGACAACUAAAGGAAGGGUAAAAUAGGCAUGAAGGCGCGGAGGAAAACAUCCGAAAAUAGAAUACAAAAUAAUGUGCAGUAUCAUUGUUAUAUGUAUAGUUUUGCUGCGCCAUUCUGCGGUUUCAUCAUGAUUUAAUGAUUUAAACCUCCUUUCACGCAAAGCGUAGAUUUCGAUAUUUAAAGUUAACCUCCAUCACUUGUGCUCCAAUUGUGGACGCUAUAGCUGAAUUUCUUGGUGAAAGGCAAAAGAAAUAGCGUAAUGAGCGAGGACACCGAUCGACUGAGUAAAUAUCUAAAGCAUUCGCUGAACACGAUGCCGAAAUCGAAUGUAUUGGAAUGUCGCGUUUGUGAAGAGGUCUUUACCGUGGAUGGUGUAAAAGUACCACGCUUGUUACACUGUGGACAUACAGUGUGCCAUGCAUGCCUAUUACGAUUGAGAACUUGCAUGCAGGAUCAGCAGUUUCUGUUGUGUCCUUUUGAUCGACAACCCACCGCCGUGCACGAGAACAGUGUCUAUAGUCUGAAGAAGAACUUUGCACUCAUCGAACUGCUCGAACGGUUGGAACAAUCCAAUAGUGAGAAGACAGUGGUGUUGGAACGCGAGAGGCAUCAAUCAAAUCAGUCGUGCGAUGAAGACGAAGCUCACAUUGCUGUUCUCUAUUGCACUGUUUGUGCCACGCAUUUGUGCGAGACAUGUGACACCGCCACACAUUCAUCUAAAACAUUAGGAAAACAUAGACGAGUGCCACUGUCAGAGAAGCCACGUGAGAAACCUCGCUGUCCAAUACACAUGGAGCAUGUGGCCGAAUUUACAUGCACCCAAGAAGGUUGUCACAAUUCCUUGAUGUGUUAUCUGUGUAAAGAAUAUGGCAAACAUAGCACACACAAGCCGGCAUUGGUGGAGGAAGAGGCCGAGAACAUUAGAAAGUCCAUUAUUGCAGCGUUGCAAAAAAUGACGCAGUUUAUGGAAAGCAUGAGGGACACCGCUCAUAAAAUAGAAAUAGUAAUCGAAGAAUUGGAGGGUUGGGCAAUCGAAGACGCGAGGAGGAGAGUACGAUAUCACUUCGAAGAAUUACGCGCUGUUCUAGCUGAACAAGAAAAAACGGCGAUGGCAUAUAUCGAGACGGAAACUCGUGGUAGAUUGUGCGCGUUGAGACAGCAACAAAAAGAUCUCACGACUACGAGAUCACAUGUGGCCGGUGUGUGUAUCCAAUGCGAGAGUAUACUCGAUUCUGAAGACUGGAAAUUAUUAAGUAGCUCAGAAAAAGUCAAGGAAGUUUUGGCGACGUUGGAGCAACAGCAACAGCAUUACGCGCAAUUGGGACCGGAUUUUCUUAGUCCCGAAUCCUCUAUACCAAUUAUAUUCAGCAAGGAUAAUAGGAUACAUAUUGGAACAAAAAUCGAUAUGCGCGUAGUGAUUUUGGGACUAGACGGGGCGGGAAAGACAAGUAUUCUGUCCGCCAUGCGUGGUGUUACGUUGUCAAGCCCACCGAUUCCCACUAUUGGCUUUAAUGUUGAGAGCUUAGAAUACAUGAAUCUCGUGUUUACUCUCUGGGACGUUAGCGGCCAUCAAAAAUUUAGACCAUUAUGGAAGCAUUAUUAUCAUAACACACAAGCUGUCAUUUUUGUAAUUGAUGCUAGUGAUAGAUCUCGUUUUGAAGAAGCACAAAAUGAAUUAUCAAAGAUACUUUAUGAACGAGAAUUGAAGGAUACUCUGCUUUUAAUCUAUGCUAAUAAACAGGAUAUUGCAGGUUGUGCAAGUGUUGAGGAAUUAGUCGAUAUAUUUGGUUUGCAUAAACUUUGUUGUGCGAGAGUAUGGCAUAUUCAGGGCUCAUCUUUAAUUACUAAUACCAAUGGUACCCUGCAGGGUCUUGAUUGGCUCUUGACACAAUGCGUGUAGAGAUUUUUUUUGUAUAAAACUAUUUAUGUGGAUAAGAAAUAAAAGAGACACAUUGCGCGUUUAUUAAUGUGGUUUCCACAUAGGACAGAUUGAAGCGAACUGAAAUUAGGUAAAUAAAAAUCACGCAAGAAAGAUAUCGUGUGAGUUUUGAUGUAAAAAAUGAUUAUUUUCUAUAAAUUAUUUCUUUGCAAAAUAGGUUCUAUUGAGUAUUAUUGUUUGAGAAAUUAUUAUGAAAAAUUUCUCAAUCAUUUUUUAUGACAACACUCGAUUAUACUUUCGUGCGUUAAUUUUUCUUUUUUUAAUUU